AUAGAUCUAGUGGAUUUUAGAUUACUGGUGUCAAGUCUACAUCAACUAGACAUCUAGAAUUAUGUAAAUCUAGAUUCUAGAUUCUUGCCUUUUUGGAAUAAGACAAAGAUAGGAUAAAGAUGUCAGCUUUCCAGAUUCCACAGAAAAUGAAAGCCUUGGUGAAGAAGCAGGAAGGUCCAUCUUAUUCCUAUGUAGAAAUAGAGGUGCCAGAGCCAGGAGAUGGUGAAGUGUUAAUUCGAGUGGAUGCUGUGGCGAUAUGUGGUUCUGACAUUGCUCUCUAUAACUGGGAUAAUGUUGCAAGAGUUAUCGCCACUGUGCCAUUCAUACCAGGCCAUGAGUGUGCUGGCACUGUUGUCAAGUGUGGGCCCAAUGCUGAUAUUCCGCUUGGCACCAAGGUGGGUGUGGAGAAUCAUUUCUUUUGUGGGUCCUGCUACCAGUGCCUUAACGAGGAUGGUGCUAUCUGUCUUAAUAUGGGCCAGUAUGGACAUGGGAAAAAAACCCAGCAUGGAGGUUGCUCUGAGUAUUCUAUAGUCCCAGCCAAAUAUCUGUACAGGCUCACACGUGACUUAGAUGCAGAACAAAUAGCCAUGUUGGAACCACUUGGUGUGGCUCACAAUGCCAUUGAGAGGCUGCAUGUCAGGGGACAGGACAUACUGGUUAUAGGCUGUGGGCCUGUGGGCUUGAUGGCACAAGCUGUGGCUAAAGCUCUGGGAGCUAAAAGAGUAGUAGCUGUGGAUGUUGAAGACAGUAAACUUGAACUGGCCAAGACUAUUGGUGCUGAUGUUACUGUCAACUCAAAACAGACGGAUUUAAAACAGUUUAUUGCUGAGUUCACCAAUGGUGUUGGCAUGGAUCGUGUUUGUGAGUGUAGCGGAGCCUCUGCCAUGGUUAAUGCUAGUUGCUCAUUCCUCCGCAAGGGAGGCUACAUUGGGCUUGUGGGUCUUCCAAAGCAACCACUGCACGUGGAAAAUGUCUUGCAAGACAUAAUUUUUAAAGCCUUGACUUUGAAAACAGUCCAUGGCCGACUAAUCUUUCACACUUGGGAACAGUCUGAGGCUUUGGUUGCAGAUGGCAAGAUUAAUGUCAAGGCUGUAAUAUCCCACAGGUUCCCUAUGUCCCAGUUUGAGGAGGCUUUCAAAACAUUGUUCUCAGGGGAGGCUUGUAAGAUUGUUAUAGAUCCCUCCAAGUAAUUUGUUUGCAUGGAUUCAUUAUUCUGUUUGUGGAUGUGUAUAAAUGUUAAAUUUUCAGAAGCUAUUUCUUGUGAAUACAUAAGUCUACUAAGUACUCAAUCAAAACAUAAAUAAAUGAAGAUUUUUUGUUUGCUUUGUAUUUAAGAUUUGUGCAUACGUAUAUAAUAGUAAAUUAAUAUGUCUAAUUGCAUUCCUGUCUGCUAAGUAUAUGCUUUUUAUGAUUUGAACAUACAUUAUUGUUUAAUUAAAUAUAUUGUACACUUUUUAAACAUUUGUACAACUUGUUAUUGUUAGCUAUUGUUAUUUGAUAAAUACUUGGCUAAGUAUUAUGAUUGCAUUUCUACUAGUGUUCAGCUCUGUAAUGGAUAUUUUGUUGAAAAGUUUACACAUUAAAAGAAUUGUUAACAUUGCUGUAUUGAAGUCUGUAGUUUAAAUUUCGUUUUUAUAUUAUGGAUGUUGGACUAAAUAUUUAUUAACACAAUUAUAACUUUUAUUGUUUUUUAACAGCAUUGUUCAAGAUAAGUUUCAUGUCCCUCUAAGCAUUCCUGCUUUAUCAUUAGUGUUUAUUUUUUUUAUAGGCUUGCUUUUGUUGUCAGAAACUGAUUGAAACUGCAGGAAAGGAACCUCAUGUGGCAUGAGUGUGAGGCCCUAUGUGGGAUGAGUGAGGCACUAUGUGGCUUGGGUUUGAAGCAUUAUGUAGAUAGGAGGCAUGAUAUCUGUGUACUGAUUGCAUGUUUUGAGGAUGUUUUCUCUCUGAGUCUAUAUGAGAUUUAGAAUAUUGUGGUUUUUUUUUACAUAAUGUUUAACAAAAUUACGUAACAAAAUAUAAUCUAACUUUUGCCUUC
Messenger RNA from Biomphalaria glabrata, 2035 nucleotides. RefSeq names its product L-threonine 3-dehydrogenase-like. The coding region runs from base 120 to 1190 and encodes 356 amino acids. Gene Ontology annotation, molecular function: zinc ion binding; oxidoreductase activity. Lineage: Eukaryota; Metazoa; Mollusca; Gastropoda; Planorbidae. The transcript is spliced from 7 exons. The record is from RefSeq and is a predicted model, not a curated record.